Ipomoea nil (Japanese morning glory) is the source of this 2050-nucleotide messenger RNA. RefSeq names its product protein indeterminate-domain 2-like. Gene Ontology annotation, molecular function: DNA-binding transcription factor activity. Lineage: Eukaryota; Viridiplantae; Streptophyta; Magnoliopsida; Solanales; Convolvulaceae. The transcript has 4 exons. The coding region runs from base 418 to 1839 and encodes 473 amino acids. Gene Ontology annotation, cellular component: nucleus. The record is from RefSeq and is a predicted model, not a curated record.
UUUAUCCUCCAUUUGCUUCUUUCAAAUAUCCGUGCGUCUGUGUAAAUGCCAACGCCGUCAUGUAUGAACAUGGUGCGGGAAGAGAGCUGCGAAGAAUCUUGAUUUGCCGACCGACUCAAUAUUCCCGUCCCGUUCCCAUUUUGCUCGAUUCAAGCACAGAUUUUUCUUCUUCCUCCUCGUAUAAUCGCUGCCAUUUCCCAGAAUAAGAAGGCCCCAAAAAAAUUUCCAGAAUAAAGAGAAACAGUUUCCAACGACUGCAGAUGAAGCUUUGUCCUGUUUCGGGAACAUACCCAGCCUUUUCUUGAUUCUCCGUUCACUUUUCUUUUUCCGGCUUAUACUGUAACUUUAGAAGCUUUCAGAGGUUUUUGGUAGGUGUGGGCUCGAUAUAUCAGUUCAUGAACAAAAACAAAAAAUCAUAUGGAAGAGCUCCGGAAUUCCUCGUCAAUGGCGGCUCCUUCAGAGGGAGAACCGUCCGCUCAGCUCACUGUUGUAUCCAAGAGAAGGCGAAGCCUUCCCGGAACUCCCGAUCCGGAUGCGGAAGUGAUAGCUUUAUCGCCGAAAUCUCUCCUGGCGACGAACAGAUUCGUGUGCGAGAUCUGCAGCAAAGGGUUUCAGCGGGACCAGAAUUUGCAGCUUCACCGGCGCGGCCACAACUUGCCGUGGACGCUAAAGCAGAGGGGCGGCAAGCCCAAGCGGCGCGUGUACGUCUGCCCGGAGACCACCUGCGUCCACCACCACCCCUCUCGAGCCCUCGGCGAUCUCACCGGAAUCAAGAAACACUUCUGCCGGAAGCACGGCGAGAAGAAGUUCAAGUGUGAACGGUGCAGCAAGAAAUACGCCGUCCGGUCCGACUGGAAAGCCCAUACCAAAACCUGCGGCACUAAAGAGUACCGUUGCGAUUGCGGUACGAUUUUUUCCAGGAAGGAUAGCUUUAUCACCCAUAGAGCCUUUUGCGACGCGUUGGCGCAAGAAACUAUCAGAUGUCAGCCAUUAGAGGAACCUUCAAAAGUUGCACCGCCGCCGACCACGACGGCGACUUCUUCUUCCAGCCCCCCGCCGCCUCCUCUAACUCCGUCAACUGGAGUCUUGUCUCCGGUUGUUUCCGUCCAAAGCGCAGAUUUGCCUGAGAAUCAAAGUGGGCUUUCACACCACAAAAAGGGAACAUUGCCCACCGUACCCACCACCAUUCAUACGGCGUGCGCCGGCGCCGGCGCCGGAGUGCCAUUAUUCUCAACGUCUAAUGUCAACGGCGAGGCUCUGCAGAGUGUGUUUGCGUCUUCAACCGUAGCCGGAGACUCGCGUCCUACGCAGUUGCCUCCGGCGCCGGCGCCGGGAUCUGCCGGUGCAAGUGCAGAGCCAAUGUUUCUGUCUUUAUCGUGUCCGAUUUAUCUCUCCGGCAACGCGGCUUCAUCUGUGUUUCCAUGGGCGGCGGCAUCCCAAGAUCUCCACCGGCAGUACGCAGCACCUAGCCGUCCCCCGCCGGCGCUCUCAGCGACGGCGUUGCUGCAAAAGGCGGCCGAAAUCGGUGCAACGUCGUCUCACGGCUCGUUUCUCUGCGGCCUUGGAUUAGCGACGUCGAGCGGUUCUAACCCGCAAGAUGGCUUAACGAAAUGGAACGAACAUGUAAAGCAGGAGAAUAAGUCAAUCUCGUCGCCGUCGUCUCCGACGACAAUGAUCUUCACCAACAACCCUCCGACGCUCGAUUUUCUCGGUGUGGGAGCGGGUGCCACUCCGGCUUCUUUUCUGGGCUCAAUGAAUAAUAGCGGCGGCGGCGGCGGCGUGGCUUCUACCGGAGACUGUUGGGAUGACACCUCCGAUCGGAAAUUCGGUUUCCAUUAGCAAAAAUAUAAUAAUGAAUGCUUUUUUGUCCAUUCAAUUCAAUUCGUAGUUUUAAUCCUUUGGCGUUUCAAUCCCCACCAGGAUCCCAGAAAAAACCUUAAUUAUAAAUCGUAGUCGCAGGUUGAUGGAACUUAGUUUUGUCUGUAUAUAUUGUCAUUUGAUUAUGUAGCUAGCAGGUUAGUGAUGAUUUAUAAUACUCGUUUUGCAGAUA